Molecule: messenger RNA, 5708 nt
Organism: Diaporthe batatas
Lineage: Eukaryota; Fungi; Ascomycota; Sordariomycetes; Diaporthales; Diaporthaceae
Exons: 3
Coding region: 375-5402 (1675 amino acids)
Biological process (GO): cell motility
Molecular function (GO): catalytic activity
Source: RefSeq, a predicted model, not a curated record
CUAACCAUCGCCAAAUCUCCUGGAAAGGGAGACUUCAUAGUUUCCAAGACUCCAAGACUGUGGUCUUUCCCCGUCCUGUCUUCGCCUCUCUUCAACUUGCACGCGCGUCACCCAAGAUUCCCGAGAGGCCGACAGUCCGUUCCUCGCCCCAGCGCUAUUGCAUGACCGCCUGCAGCAUCGUCCCAAGGCCCGUCUCCAACGUCAGAGCUGGCUGCAAGGACCGCCUGGGAUCGACCGCGGGCCACACGCUCCCAUACUGUGCCUCCUUUCCAACACCAUCAACGAGCUGCAUCCUUUAGCAUAGCAAACCUUUGAGCGUUCCGAUUGACCCCUGAAACUACCUUGAUAUCCUCAACACGCCCAUACCAACGCCAAUGGCGGCAGAAGGGCCCCAACCACCCCAAAAUGUCCAUCAAUACGCAAGCGACGUCGACGAUGCCGACGUUGAGGAGACCGCCGACGAGUCAACCCCGCGCCCAUCUAAUGGCGCCUUUGGGAAGAAGAAGCGCCGCCUGCCGAGGCGCAUAGGGCAGUUCUCCGGCUCGGUUCCUUCCACACCCAAGACGCGCACGAGUUCUCCCAGCGCCCGCCGCUUCCCGUCCCUGCCACGUCGCUCGACAAUGCCAGACCCUCGCGACCGUGGUGCUGUGUCAGAAUCCGAGGCACGCGAACUGUCUAGGCCCCCCGCCCUACGGGGUCACUCACACCUGGGUCGAUCAGUCGAUGCGGAGGAAGCAGAUGACGUCGUGGGCACCCCCCGAAGAAGCCAUUUUCGUGGAAUGAGCGUCUUCACAGGUGGAGGCAUGUCAGAUGGAGAUGCAUUGCAGACACCCCGGCGGCCACGCUUCGGAGGGGAGCGAUACUCAACGUUCGGCGGUCACAGAUGGAAACAAGUUAAGAAUACUCUGGGUCUUCUGCGGCACAGAAAAGGCGAGCGCAUCGACUACCUCAAGUCUACUGAACUCAUGGGUGAGCUCCGAGCUGGUGCGCCGGCCGUGGUCAUGUUUGCAAGCAUGCUCCAGCGUGACGAACACGGCCACAAGAAGAUCCCCGUGCUUCUGGAGCAAGUCCGCGUGAACAUCAGCGACAGCGUGGUUCGAGGCGAUAGCGAGCGACACACCCUGUUCACCAUCCAUCUCGAGUAUGGCAAUGGGCCAAACCGAAUGGUAUGGACAGUCAAGAAGAGCAUCGGGGACAUCGUGCGCAUGCAUCUCAAGUACAAGGGCAGCGUCACCACCGAAAGACUGAAGCGUCCUGGAGCCCGCGUAGGACCAAAGCAACCCAAGUUCCCAGCCAAGGCCUUUCCCUACUUGCGGAGUAUCAAAGCAAUGGAUUUCAGUGAAGAAGAAGACGAGAGCCGCCCUACUGAGGCGCCUGACGCUGUGGCACCCGGCGAAAUGACGGCCGGUGAGGCCACAGCCGGCGAGAUGACUGCUGCCGAGGGCACGGGUACCGAGGCGGAGGGCCGUUCCGGGAAGAGACGCAAGGGCUCACGCAUGAAUGUCCUCAGUCCAAGGCGCAAUACUUCAAUGCCUGAGGAUGGUACUGGUGCCGGGGCCGACGCCCAGGACCAGGCUACCAAGGACGCCGAUGAUGCAAAGCGCAAAUAUGUCACAUUCCAGCGACGGUCAUUGGAGAAGUAUCUUCGAGAAAUGAUACGCUGGCUCAUGUUCAGGCCAGACAGCAACCGCCUCUGUCGUUUCUUUGAACUGUCCGCGCUGGGCGUGCGUCUCGCGGCUGAGGGCGGCUAUCACGGGAAAGAAGGCUUCAUGCAGAUUAGGCCGGCUAAUGGCAUCGCCAACCCGGCCAAGUCUGUUACCCGAAGAGAUCGCAAGUGGUUCCUGAUUCGACAGAGCUACAUAGCGUGUGUUGACUCUCCAGAGAGCAUCGAUAUCUGUGAUGUUGUCCUCGUCGACUUCAAAUUUGAGAUUAUUGCCAAGAAGAAAGGCCUCAAGCAGGUGGGGCGAAAGGGCUCCAAGAAGGUCAAGUCUGACCAGGAGGGACCGGAUGUCGCUGACGGGGAUGAUUUCCUCGACGAUCCCCAAUCCUCCAAGAAAAGCCACCACCAUAAAUUGACCAUCAUCAACUCUGAGCGAAAGGUCAAACUGUAUGCCCAGCAGCACGACCUGCCGCAGUUCGAGGACUCCAUCAAGCUCAUGAAGCAGAACUCACCCUGGGCAUCGGACAAGAUUCGAUUUGCCAGCUUUGCGCCCGUUCGACAAAAUGUGUAUGCCCAGUGGCUUGUUGACGGCCGUGAUUACAUGUGGAAUGUCUCGCGGGCUAUCUCUAUGGCGAAGGAUGUGAUCUAUAUCCACGACUGGUGGCUGAGCCCGGAGAUAUACAUGCGAAGGCCACCUUGCAUCAGUCAGCGAUGGCGUCUUGACCGGCUGCUCCAGUCGAAGGCGCAAGAAGGCGUGAAGAUCUUCGUGAUCGUAUACCGCAACGUCGAGGCCGCCGUUCCUAUCAACUCAGAGUACACGAAGAGGUCCUUGCUCAACUUGCACCCGAACAUUUUUGUGCAGAGAUCACCAAACCAGUACAAGAAGAACCAGUAUUUCUUUGCCCACCACGAGAAGAUCUGCAUUGUCGAUCACUACAUCGCGUUUGUCGGAGGUAUCGAUCUGUGUUUCGGUAGAUGGGAUACCCCCCAGCACAAACUUACGGACGACAAACCGACAGGCUUUGAGCCGGAUGAAGUGCAGAACGUUCCCCGGGAUGCUGAACAUGUUCAAAUGUUCCCAGGCAAGGACUACACCAACCCGAGGGUGCAGGACUUCUUCAACCUGGAUCGGCCCUAUGAAGAGAUGUAUGACCGAUCGAAGAUCCCUCGCAUGCCGUGGCACGACAUCUCAAUGCAAGUCGUCGGACAACCCGCCCGUGACCUGACGAGGCAUUUCGUUCAGCGUUGGAAUUAUCUCCGUCGCGGGAGAAAGCCAACACGGCCUUUGCCUUACUUGCUCCCACCCCCUGACUUCCGUCACGAAGACCUGGAAGCCAUGGGACUCACGGGAACAUGCGAGGUCCAAAUUCUUCGAUCUGCAUCAACCUGGUCCUUGGGAAUACAACACACUGAAUGCAGUAUCCAGAACGCGUAUCUCCAAAUGAUUGAAAAAUCUGAGCAUUUUGUUUACAUCGAGAACCAGUUUUUCGUCUCAAGCACAGAGGCGCUCGGCGUGCCAAUAGUCAACAAUAUCGGUGAUGCCCUUGUGGACCGCAUCAAGCGCGCCUACGAAAACGACGAAGACUGGAAGGCUGUCAUACUUAUUCCCCUAAUGCCCGGUUUCCAGAACACAGUGGCUGAGAAGGAGGGUACCAGCGUCCGACUCAUCAUGGAGUGUCAAUACCGAAGCAUCUGUCGCGGGGAGUCCUCCAUAUUUGGCAGACUGCGAGCUGCCGGCAUUGAGCCUGAAGAUUACAUUCAGUUCUUUAGUCUGCGGCAAUGGGGGGAGAUUGGCCCCAAUAAGAUGCAUGUCACCGAGCAGCUCUACAUUCACGCCAAGCUUAUCAUUGUUGAUGACCGUGUGGCUUUGAUAGGCUCGGCCAACAUCAACGAACGAUCCUUGUUGGGCUCCCGUGACUCUGAGUGUGCUGCGGUCGUCAGGGAUACUGACCUAAUAUGGUCGACUAUGGGAGGGAAGCCUUUCCAGGUCGGCCGCUUUGCACACACGCUGCGUAUGCGGCUCAUGAGGGAACACGUUGGCCUCCCCGUGGAUGAAAUCAUUGAAGAGGAAAGAAACGCAGAUAUGGAGAACGAGGAGGCCUUCCAGUCUGAUAUGGAUCGAAUCUACCACAGCGACUCGGAUGGCUCAGAAACUUCAAGGCGGACAGGUGCUAACGGGGACUUGGACGUACCGCGUCCUCCAAUCGAGCGAGGGCACAGUAUCAAUCAUGACGUCGAUCUCCAGCGAAUGGACAACAGCGAUCAGUCAUCCUCCAAGUCUUCCAACUCUGACUCGAAUAUCGUCGAAGCAGAAAGCGUGGAUGCACCCGCCGACCCCAAAAAGAAGACCGAGGUUGAGGGCUUUGGUCCUGAUCGUUGGAAGGAGGCACAGGAGAAGGGUCUAGAUCAGGGCAGGGAUACCGUUGUCAUUGGCGGGCGAGAAUACCUUGCCCGUGAUAUCUCAGCCGAGGGCAAGGGAACCAUCGAGAGCCCAGCUCCUAGCCAGAAAUCUGAGAGCCCACGGCCUGCUGCGACGGCUUCGGCCGGAGAAGGUCCCAGCAGGGCUGUGAUGCCUCCGCUGGACCGUCGAAAUACCGACCAGCUAGGGCUCCCUAGGGCCAAUCAGCUCCCUGACCUCCCACAGAGUGACGACACGGAUAUUGGCGGACCACCACUCCUCGACGCAGACGGAGAACCGAUCUUGUCUGUGUCGCACCCUCUGGCCGCUGAGAUCAAGCCUGCUGUCCUGGACAAGGAUUGUAUGCGUGAUCCGUUAGAUGCGGCCUUCUACGAUGAUGUUUGGUGCCGGAUUGCGGAGAACAACACCAAAAUCUAUAGGCAGGUAUUCCACUGCAUGCCAGACAACGAGGUGAGAGAAUGGGAUCAGUACACGGAGUACAUUGACCACCAGAAACGAUUGCAGGUGGCACAAGAAGGACCUCACGAGGCACAGAAGAGCGAGCAUGGCGAUGCAGUUGACCCCGGCGGAUCUGAAAAGCCGCCGCCGGAAGCCGUGUCUGGCGGAGCUGGCAUAUCGGCACCGGGCCCAGCGCUUCCCGCAACCCGCUCGUUCUCUAGCAAGUUUCCCGGUAAAGGCAGCGCUGGCAAGAACCUGCCUCCGCUGGCCGGCGGUCUCAAGAAGUCCCCGACGGAGAAUGAGUCACCGGCACACCGCCAUGCUCGACAGGACUCGAGACUUGACGUGGAAAGAGCGGCGGCGGCGGAGCGCGCCAUCAACUCACCCAUGGGCAGCCCUGCGUUCAGCCCGCCUGCCAACAGCCCAUUCGUUCCAGCGUCGGCGGCACCCGCAGACCCCGAGAAAGUGGCGGCAGCACGCGAGGACAGCAAUACGAAUGGCAGCACAUUGGCACCAUCGUCCAAGCUUGUCGUGCCAGAGGCCAGCAGGGAGACGACACCGGAAAAGCGGGACCGCCGUACCACCUUCAGCACUCCUGACAACACGCCAGGCAUGUCGGAGAAACCGCCAGGCAGUUCGGCCUCAACGACACCCGCCCCCGGGAUACAGGGCUCUGUGAAGCGGCGCAGACGCGCCAACACUAGAGGCAGCCGCCACAGGGCCCCUGUAGAAGAGCUUCUGACCAGAGAGCAGCGCGAGGGGCUGCUGGGAAUGACCCAAGGCCACCUCGUGGUGUUCCCGUACGACUGGCUUGUGGGCGCAGACGAGAAGGGCAACUGGCUUACACUGGUGGACCAGGCCGCUCCGUUGCAGAUCUAUAACUAAGACGGCUCCGGAUUGGAUUGUGGGCUCUGGCGGCGACACCAAAGAGAUAUAUCACAGGAGGUUGCUGGCUGGACUAGGCUCAAAGGCAAGGCAUGGCAUGGCUCGCUGCUGAAGCACCAUCUCGACCCUGGAAAACGGCAGGUCAUCAUCAUCAUCAUCAAGCAAUCGGCGUUCUGGUUUCGCGCAUUUGCAUAGACUUUUGCUCUGCUGCUGCAUUACGGGGCAUGAUAGCCCUACGUUCCUCUGUCUAAACAAGUCAUUGUUAGUCAUCUAGAUAUUCCAAAGGUAUUCAUCCACAAGUCUACA